Messenger RNA from Dendronephthya gigantea, 3680 nucleotides. Its product is annotated as rho GTPase-activating protein gacF-like. Bases 851 to 3121 code for a protein of 756 amino acids. Lineage: Eukaryota; Metazoa; Cnidaria; Anthozoa; Malacalcyonacea; Nephtheidae. The transcript is spliced from 2 exons. The record is from RefSeq and is a predicted model, not a curated record.
GGCCGAGCAUGUGAGAUAAUAGCGUGAACCGUCGCAUUUAGACAUCACAUGCAGUACGCCCGAAACGGUGACAGAGACAUUGAUGAACAGGAGAUUAAUUCAACCUACGCUAUCACUAAUAGUAUCCUUAAAAUCUUAUCAGAAGUAAAACUGAAUAUAGAAAACCUGAAUGUGGUAAUUAAAUUUUCAAAAUAUUGCAGUUGAAAGUAUUGAACAUUUUAUAUUUUGGAAAUGUCAUCGCGAUUUGUCGUAUACAUAUUUAAUUUUUUGUACUUAUUUAUUGAUCUUAAAAAGCAUGCAUGUUUGAAUGAUAAACAACCAGCUUUCCUAGUGCCUAUAGCCUACAAGCGAGACAAUAGUGUGGAUAGUAUUUCAACAUCGCGUCACGCGGAGACUGUGCAUCAGAAGCGGCAUCAAUCAUCUGCGUAUAUCCCUCUCAGUGAAUACAAAAUUUAAAUUAUUCCCCUAACAAUGUUUGAAAUAAGGGGCAAUUAAUUCUUUAAAAAACUCAGAAUAUGUCAACAAUUUGGUCUUCUGUCCUAAUACAAAAAGGAUCAGUUGGGUGUCCAGCACGUCAUGCUAAGAUCAAAUCGUAAGGUCACGGCAAAGCCCAUCCGCAAAAAUUUCAAGUCACAUCAAAGCAAAUAGCAGAGGAGAGCUGAUUGACAACUCACCCGGCUUAUGUUCAAUAGAAAGAAGAAGAAUCGUUUCAUAUUGACAGCCAUUUCUGAAUCAUUGUGGAAAUUUGAACAGCGGGAAUCUGAGCUGUGCAUCGAAAUAAAUCAUUCCGACCAUUUUCGCUUGUGACCUAUAAUAUUACCAAGAUUAAAUCACGCUUUUCGAAUCAAAAAUGAGUUUUCUAUUUCGAAAAGGGAAACGUGGAAGCAAAAAAAGUCGUAAUCGAAGUUUACCAAUAGGUAUGAUCGACGAAAAAGAUGGAAAACCAAAUCGUGGGAAAGAGGACCAUUCACGAGCUAAGUCUCAUAGUUAUGGCGUGGAAAGAGAACGACCUCCGUCUGCCAAACAAGCAAAUAAAUCCCUAGUCACGAAGAUAAACGAUGAACCAGCCACUCCGAUACCAGAUGUGAUAGCAUCCCACGAAGCCUCGCGUAGUGAUACGGCGUCAAAGAGUCACUCGACCAUGAACAACGCUGCCCAGGUAGCCACUGAGAGAGAAAGUGGAGGAAUUGAGCUCAAAACACAAUCGACGGAUGUACGAAACAAACUUUCAAUAUCUCAAAUCGACGGAGUUAUUGCGAAGGUUGAGGAACGAAACGAAUUUGCGGAGACGAAAAGUAGCCAUUCUAGUGCAGUACCUGACCCAUUUGAAAACGUAGAGGAGGUGAACGUGCAUGUCCAUCGUCCUUUUAAUGAGGAUCCCAUGGAAAACGUGAGCACAAGUUCUCUCCCAACCGACGACGCAGACACGGAGUUCAAGCUGGAUUCCAUCGCUUUGAAUAAUGUGAAUAGAAAAAAACGUUCAAGUUCGAUAACUCACUCGGAAAAAGAAGCCGUCGGAACUCUUGACGACGUCCUCCGGGUAUUCGACGAUGUUGACGAUAAUUUGCAGGGGGUCAGUGCGAAUGAUGUCAAAACUGGUGACGGUAGGCCUGACAUUUCCGAAAUUGACACGACCUACGAAACGAUGGCCGAUAUUAAAGAUGACCUCGCAAGUCAAGAUAGGAAAAAACAGGACAAUAAACGCGACAAAAACACCCCAGAUAAAACCCUAACAUCAACUGCAGAUCAGCAAAAUAACUUUAAAAGUGUCGAGCUUCCCAUUUAUACUGAACCGGUCUAUGCGAAACCUGUUAAGUCUGUCAAAGAUACAAGUCCCAGCCAAUCAGUCGCACCUAGAGCGAUUCAAGAAGAGGUGCAAGAUAACCCUCCUCCAGUACCAGCUAAAAGAUUCGUAGACCAAGAACAUGAUCAUGAGAUCAAGUUUUCUCCUUUGAAAAAGACUUCCCCUUCCUCCGCGCUUUCAAAAUCCCUGAACAAAACCAGUUGGGCAAAUGCAAGUGAAAGUACCAGCCCCAAACGUAAACCUAUGCAGAAUAGCAAUGAUAACUUCAGUUUAAAGCGAGGUCAGUUAUCGGGUCCGGCACCUGUAAGUACCGACGACAGCUAUGUAGAGCCACCACGGGAUUAUGAUAUUAACGCAACCCUAAGUUCGGUCGGUAAAUCGACAACCGACGAAUCCAUCUCUCGGGACACCUGGGGUUCCAUGACCAGCAGUUCGACGAGCGGUAGUCGAAAACAGAACAAAGAAUUUCGACCGGAGGCAGCGAAAUUGAUCGACAAGGCAAAAGCCAGGAGAAAAGAAAAGAGAGAGGAAAGACAUCAUGAUGGCCUUGUAAAUCGUUCCUUUCGACUGAUCAGAGAGGCGUCUUUGAAAGAAACACCAAAGUCAGCAACAAAAGAAGACGCAACGAAUCGAAGUGACAUAGAAGAAGACUUUGUCACCAUUAAGAACAACGCUGAUCUUUGGCUGGAAGGCUAUGAGCGCAUGCGUGCUAGUUCGGAGGGAAAGAAAUCAAAUUCGGGUACUGCUACGAACUCCUAUAACAAACAAAACAACAACGUCAGUAACAACACCAGAAACAACAGGCAUUCAAUUUCUACAACCAAAGGUGGUAAUAGCUUACCCCUAGAUACUGGACUUCCACUAACAGAAACAACGCAAGCAGUUUUGAACCAAACAGGAGGCUCUGGUGAUGUGCAAGUUACAAACGCUACCUCUGAGAUUGUUGCACGAAGCGAAUGGAAAGAAGCCGAAAAAGUUAAGACAAGCAAAACAAAAGUCAAGGAGCAGAAACAGUUACCACGAAACGAUGAAAUCGAUUCAUCUGACGAUGAAAACCUUAUCAAUCUCAUGGAGACCGGAAGUCGUAAGGAUGAUUUAAAAAACUCCGCCGUUGUGGAACCAAAACGUCUUGGAUACGUGCCCCGUGCGCUGCGAAUGAGUUUCGGUCAAAGCUGGGAUGGAAUAAGGAAAGACAGACGCGAGUGGAAAUCGAGGGAAAUGAAGCAAGUAACCGGUCAUGCUUCGCGCAAGGGAGGAAAGGCGACACUCUCAAACAGGUUGGAUGAACAGGAAGUACAAUUAGAAAUGCUGUUUUAGAAUCAUGUAUUAACAAUUAUAGAUCCUUACAGUUUUAAAUAUAAAUAAUGGUUGGUGGGGGCGGCAUGUAAGUUCAACUUUCUCAAUUUAUGAUCGGGUUGACAAGGUAGAGAAUUGAAAAAUAAUACAAAUUUACGUGCUGCAUCUACAAACAAAGAUUCAUGAAAUAUAUUAUUAAUUAGCUCACGUAUACGCGGAAACAUAAAAAACAAAGCAUAUAUUGCAUAUACAGUUUUAAUGCACCAACACAGUACUUCAUUACGUUGCAUUGUUUUUUUUUCACCUUACAUAGUAGUUUUUCAUCACAAAUUAUUGAUAUACAUGCACGUUUUCAGCAUAAAAAUUAUCGUUAGCUAUAUUAACUUCUUAUUAACCGAGCGCGAGGUCUUUACCUAGAAAUAUCGGACCGAGGUUUUUUGAACAGACCGAGCUUGAAGAGCGAGGAUUGUGCAAAAAGAUCGAGGUCCAAUAUUUCUCGGAAAAGACCAAGCAAGCGAGGUUAAUAAAAAGUUUAUUAUAUGGCAUAAGGCAUGUAUUUGCACUUGAAACAAACAAGAAA